CGUGAGUGGAUUGCAGCGCAAAAUGUCCAGGAGGAAGCAAGCGAAACCUCGACAUUUUCAAGAGGACGAAGACGGAGUACCUUUGAAAGCUGAAAAAGACAUGCCUGACCUUGAGAAAGGUGUCGCCACUGAGUGUGAGGAAGACACAACAAAUGGUGACGCUCAUGUCUGUGGGAAAUGCCGACAAGAAUUCCUCAAUCUUGAAGAAUUCAUUGAACACAAAAAGUCAUGUGAGGCUGAGCGAAUUGUUCUGCCUGUCUAUAAUGAAGAAAACAAAAUGUCUGACAAUUUUGAUGACCAAGAUGACUUUGAUGAUGAAGAUAUCGGUGAUGAAGAGGACCUUAUUGGACAAGAGGAUUUUGAUGACAAUGAACUCGAAGAAGGUGAGAUAGAUAUGACAGACGCAGAGCACCAAGCAGCUAAAGAUGGUGCUGAUUCAGCGUAUGACUCAAAAUGUUCCGACAAAUCAGAUUCCGACUGUAAUAAAGACCUCGUCAAUUCUGAGAUAAAAGAUGGCACCACAGAGAAUGACAAAGACCCGCAGUUUCCGUAUAAUGACCUUGCUCCCCUAUUGGCUCAGACUCAUGUUACCAUGGAGAAGUUGGAGGGAACGAAAGCGGCAGUGUCACAAUUUGCUGAAAAUAACCUCCCAGCUGGUGAUCUUCAGGCGCUACAGUCGACCCUUUUCAACCUUCACCAACAGCAGAUGAUGCAGCUGAAUCUCAUUCAGCAGCUUCAGAAUCAGUUCAUCGCCAAUGGUGGUAACCCAAACCAAAUCCCGAAAAUGUUAAGCCAGUUGAAAAUGGAAAAUCCAUCAUUGAUGAAACUUCCAACAAGCACUGAAUCAACACCCACGUCAUCGGCCAGUGUGUCGCCAAGCAGCAGUACGAGUUCAACCCAGAAAGAGGCUAGCUCUACACCACUUACAUCAACAAGUGAACCACCAAUGGUUCCUACUUCAGAACUUCCGUUGAUGAAUCUCACGAAAAUGGCAAGCAACAAUCCGAUGGGUGGAACAACGCCAUUUGACAUCCUGAGGCAAGAAGCCCAGAUCCCACAUGGUGACGACCCUUUCAGGAAAGGCAAACCGCCAAAUGUAAACCUUUUUGGUAUUGAGACUAACCGAUUUACGCCCGAUGACCCAUUCUUCCGCCAUCGUUGUAAAUACUGCGGCAAAGUAUUCAGUAGUAACAAGGCAUUAGAAAUCCAUAUCAGGUCACAUACAGGAGAAAGACCCUACAAAUGCAAUGUCUGCCACAAUCGCUUCUCAACCAAAGGCAACCUUAAAGUUCACUUCUCGCGUCAUAGAAUGAAGUACCCUCAUCUCCGUAUGAAUCCUAACCCAGUUCCUGAACAUCUUGACAAAUACGACAAACCAAUACCUAUGAUGCCACCUGGUGGUCCAAUUUCAGAAAUGGCCCCAUCUCCCCAAAGGUCAAGGUCAGUUUCGCCAGAUCUCGAGAAUGAGAAUAUGUCUGAUGAUGAGCGAUAUUUCUCCGAAUCUCCCCAUGAAAAUGAGAAAAGGGAAAAUUUUGAUAUGAAACCUCAUUCUGAUCCACCAAAAUCAUCUCUAGGACCACUAGAGAGGUUGAGUAAUGUGUCUGCAUCGCUAGCAACAUCAACUAAUUUGACAUCAUCAAUGACUCCCACAAUUCCUAUCCCCAGUACGAUUGGCCCCCUGCCACAUAUGAUACCACCGAUGCCAUUUGAUCCAAUGUUUUUCCCUCAGCGUCUCUCAAUCCUUCCUCCCUCGCAGGUUGAAGAUCCCAUGGAGCAGUAUAUGGAGUGCUCAAAAUCGGAGACCUCCAAGCUUCAACAACUUGUAGAGAACAUUGAACAAAAACUCUCAGAUCCUAACCAGUGUGCUAUUUGUCAUAGAAUCCUCAGUUGUAAGAGUGCCCUUCAGAUGCACUAUCGGAUCCACACUGGCGAGCGUCCAUUCAAGUGUAAAAUCUGUGGUCGUGCAUUCACCACCAAAGGGAACCUGAAAACCCACAUGGGGGUUCACCGUGCCAAGCCACCAAUGAGAAUGAUGCAUCAAUGCCCUGUAUGCCACAAGCAGUUCACCAAUGCCCUUGUUCUCCAACAACAUAUACGCAUACACACUGAGCAGGCUACCUCCGAGAUGUUCGCGAAACAAAUGGAACACCUGAAGCAACCCAUGAUGACAGGGCAUCCAUUCUAUCAACUGCCAAACCCUCAUAUGGCCCCUGGUGGAGAAUUAGACCUGAGUAAGCCAAAGAGAUCAACUGAAGAUGAUGAUGAACUUGAAUCUCCAAAUGACCAUGAACGUCGUGAGUCUCGUGAACUUCGUUCUCCAAGAUCUGACUCAGAAGCAGCUCUGAAUUAUGAGAGGGAACGACUAAUAAGAGAAAGGGAAAGGUUCAUCAAGAGCGAAAUGGAAAGAAAAAUGAUGUUGGAAAUGGAAAGUGAAAGAAGCCAUAGUCUACCCAAAAGCCAAGAAGAUCAUGAAGAUUCUGAAAAAGAUCGCCAGUCGGUACACUCUGAAGAUUUACGUCGUAGAGGGUCAUGUGAUGAACAACCUACAUCACUCGUGAUACAUGAUAGAUCUCCACGCCAAGGAGAUACACCACUCUCCCUCGUAAACCAUGAUAGGGAAUAUCACAGCAGUCAUGAUAGAGAAUAUCAUAGCAGUCAUGAUCGAGAACGUCAUGGUAGUAGGGAAAGGGAUCAACAUGCUAGUCAUGAGAAGGAAGACCAUGGUAACCAUGACCGGGAACAGCAUGGUAAUCAUGAAAGAAAACACCAUGGUAAUCAUGACAGGGAACAUCACCUUUCUGAAUCAAAGCAUGAAAAAUUUGAUGAUGAAGACAACAGUGCCAAUAAACGUGACAGAAGAUCCCCUUCUACAGAACGUGAAGCCAAAGAUGAGAAAAAACCAAAUCAUCACCCAGCAUUGCCCGAGAGAUAUCCCUUUCCCCAUAUGGGAUUCCCUGGAGAAUUCCCGAUGUAUCCAUUUGGGCAUAACCCCUUUGCAGGCCUUGGGAGUCCUUUCUUGCCAGGACAACAUAACAUGUUGGCUACCUCUGGUAUGAUGCCUAGUUUCUCUACCUCUCUUGCUGCACUUGAAGAACGUGUCAAAGCGGUCAGUGCUGUAAGUCCCGCCAAACCACCCAAAGUUCACUCCGCACAUGGACACCACUUCAACCACUCCCCUAGUUCUUAUCACCAUAGCGACAACAAGCACUUAGACAACAACAACAAACGACUCUCAAAUGGUGAGAGAGCACACUCUCCAAUCUCUGAUGAUAAUGUAGAAGAUAACUUAGCACCAUCUCCAAGAAGGUCCCCCUUCAGAUCCAGAUCCAGAGAGCAAUCCCCAACCAACAGUCAUGCAACAAAUGAGAGCUUCAACUCUGAUGUUUCAGGGAGCCCCCUAGAUCAUGGUAUCCCCAUGACCCACCCGUAUGAUACCCUUAAGUCAUCCACAACCUGUAACAUCUGUAUGAAAACAUUUGCCUGCAGAAGUGCUCUAGAUAUUCACUAUAGAUCACAUACAAAGGUUCGACCAUUCGGGUGUUCAACCUGUGAAAAAGCCUUCACGACACGUGGGAAUCUUCGCCAACAUAUGCUGACCCACAAAUCCCAGGAUUCCUCCCCUGAGCCAAGGCGAUCGCAUCCUCAAGAGAGUGCCCCAGAGCUGCCACAUCCUAUGAUGACGUCCCCAGCCACCCAUGUUGCCCCAGUAAUCUCGCCAUCAACCCCCAUGCCACAAAGUCUCACCCCCAAACGUCCUCCCGCUAUUGACCAGAUGACAAACCCCUACCCUAAACGAAACAGCAAGCACCUGUGCCAAGUUUGCAUCAAGAACUUCUCUAGUGCAAGUGCCCUGCAGAUUCAUAUGAGGACUCACACAGGGGACAAACCAUUCAAGUGCACUGUUUGUGGCAAAGCUUUCACCACCAAGGGUAACCUCAAGGCAUGCAGAGACUACCUGGACACUAUCCCCCUAUUCCCUUGGACAUGGCCAUGAAGGGAGAGCACAUGAAAUCACCAGGACUUCAUAGUCCAAAUAACAUUAGAGAUGGUGAAAAUAGACAUAGAAGAUCACGUUCAAGGUCACCAUUAUCACAGCCUAGGUCAAGGUCACCAAUGUCAAGAUCACCAAUGUCAAGGCCAAGGUCAAGGUCACCAACAUCAAGACCUAGGUCUCCAAUGUCAAGACCUAGAUCUCCAAUGUCAAGACCUAGGUCUC
Owenia fusiformis is the source of this 4216-nucleotide messenger RNA. NCBI's taxonomy places the organism in Eukaryota, Metazoa, Annelida, Polychaeta, Sabellida, Oweniidae. The record is from the annotation of a GenBank genome assembly.